AUGGCCUCCGCCGUUUUCUUCCUCGACCUCAAGGGUAAGACCCUUCUGGCCCGCAACUACAGAGGAGAUAUCCCCAUGUCAGCAGUCGAGAAAUUCCCAGUCCUGCUGUCAGAAGCCGAAGAAGAGAGCAGUUCAGUCCCACCCUGCUUCAGCGACGACGGCAUCAACUACCUAUACAUCCGCCACAACAACCUCUACCUCCUCGCCUUGACAAAAAGAAAUAGUAAUGCAGCUGAGAUUCUGCUAUUCCUACAUCGGAUCGUCGAGGUGUUCACCGAGUACUUCAAGGAACUGGAGGAGGAGUCGAUACGGGACAACUUUGUUGUCAUUUACGAAUUGCUGGACGAGAUGAUGGAUUUUGGGUACCCACAAACGACAGAGAGUAAGAUCUUGCAGGAAUAUAUCACUCAGGAAUCGCACAAACUGGAAGUGCAGGCACGGCCUCCUAUUGCUGUGACGAAUGCUGUGUCGUGGAGAAGCGAAGGUAUCAGAUAUCGCAAGAACGAGGUCUUCCUGGAUGUGGUGGAGUCGCUCAACCUGCUGGUGUCGAGUCAGGGCAAUGUGCUGCGAUCUGAGAUUCUGGGCGCAGUGAAGAUGAAGUGCUAUCUUUCUGGUAUGCCGGAGCUACGCCUGGGAUUGAACGACAAAGUUAUGUUCGAGACGACUGGACGAGCGACCAGAGGAAAGGCCGUGGAAAUGGAGGAUGUCAAGUUCCAUCAAUGUGUGAGGCUGUCACGAUUCGAGAACGACAGGACAAUCUCCUUUAUCCCACCGGAUGGAGAGUUUGAGCUCAUGUCGUAUCGACUGAAUACACAAGUCAAGCCUUUGAUCUGGGUGGAGUGCAUAGUGGAGUCACAUUCUGGAUCGAGAAUAGAGUAUAUGCUCAAGGCGAAGGCACAGUUCAAGAGGCGAAGCACAGCGAACAAUGUCGAGAUAUCGAUUCCUGUGCCGGACGAUGCGGACACACCCCGAUUCCGGACGAACAUUGGAUCUGUACAUUACGCGCCCGAAACGAGCUCGAUCGUGUGGAAGAUCAAGCAGUUUGGUGGUGGCAAGGAGUUCCUGAUGCGUGCCGAGCUUGGUCUACCUUCAGUCAAAGGUGACGAGGAACGAGGUGGAGGCAUGAUGGGUGGCUUUGGUGGCAGUAUGGGCGGCGUUGGUGGUACCGGCAAGGGCAAGAGGCCGAUCAACGUCAAGUUUGAGAUCCCAUACUUUACGACCAGUGGUAUUCAGGUCCGGUACCUGAAGAUCAUUGAGCCGAAGCUACAAUACCCAUCCCUGCCAUGGGUGCGAUACAUCACACAGAGUGGAGAUAUUGCCGUGAGACUGCCGGACGUGCAAUAA
Molecule: messenger RNA, 1344 nt
Organism: Fulvia fulva
Lineage: Eukaryota; Fungi; Ascomycota; Dothideomycetes; Mycosphaerellales; Mycosphaerellaceae
Product: AP-1 complex subunit mu-1
Exons: 2
Coding region: 1-1344 (447 amino acids)
Biological process (GO): vesicle-mediated transport; intracellular protein transport
Cellular component (GO): clathrin adaptor complex; clathrin-coated vesicle
Molecular function (GO): clathrin-cargo adaptor activity
Source: RefSeq, a predicted model, not a curated record